AUGCGACAAAUCACCAGCCAGAGCCACCUACGCAGCAGCAAGAGAGUGCCGAUCAACGGUACCGGCAGCAGCACCAGCAGUCGCCCGUUGCUGACGCUGGUGUUCCUUGGCGGCGAGCGCGUGCUGAUCGGCUCACUGCUGGCGCUGGAGGAGGUGCUGCUGGGGCUGUUCUACCGCGGCGGCAUCGUGAUCGGCGCGCUGGCGGCGGCGGGCGCGGUGCUGUACGCUCUGUACGCGUUUGCAGUGCCCAGGGGUGGCGGCGGCGGUGGCGGCGGCGGCGGCAGCGGCGGGAUGAGAUGA
Molecule: messenger RNA, 300 nt
Organism: Monoraphidium neglectum
Lineage: Eukaryota; Viridiplantae; Chlorophyta; Chlorophyceae; Sphaeropleales; Selenastraceae
Exons: 2
Coding region: 1-300 (99 amino acids)
Source: RefSeq, a predicted model, not a curated record